Prorocentrum cordatum is the source of this 402-nucleotide messenger RNA. The record is from the annotation of a GenBank genome assembly. Lineage: Eukaryota; Dinophyceae; Prorocentrales; Prorocentraceae.
AUGAGCCUCGACCCGGCUGACGUGAUGCCCUUCGUCCUGUUUCUGGGCAUGACCGGAGUGAACAUGACGAAGGAGUUGGAUAAUCUUGUCAUCAAGGAGAUGAGCGAGGACGAAGCGCUCCUGUACAGCCAGGCCUUCCACCGAGAGGGCUUCUCGCAGGCGCAGUUCAAGCGGCUCCUGAGCUGCCCGAGCUGCAAGUGGGGCGUCGCCCAGCCCGGGGAGGUGCUCAACAGCUCCGACCCGACGCGGCUGAAGCUCAUCGUGAGGGGCUCCGCGAGGGUGGCCGCCACGGCCUCCGGCGCGCCCGCCGUCGACCUCCCCGCGCCGACCAGCAUCGGCGCCACGAGGUUCCUGCGGGGGCGCGACCCCUGGAGGCGGGAGGUCGUCGAGGCGCGGCUGGCG